Phymastichus coffea is the source of this 4489-nucleotide messenger RNA. Its product is annotated as lipase 3-like. The record is from RefSeq and is a predicted model, not a curated record. Gene Ontology annotation, biological process: lipid metabolic process. The transcript has 8 exons. Gene Ontology annotation, molecular function: hydrolase activity, acting on ester bonds. Bases 341 to 1699 code for a protein of 452 amino acids. NCBI's taxonomy places the organism in Eukaryota, Metazoa, Arthropoda, Insecta, Hymenoptera, Eulophidae.
CAUUGUCUCGGGUGCAUUGGCCCGAGUGCACAUCCUGUGUGUUCGAUCAGCGAGCUGCGCAUUUUGUUUUCAGUCGAGUUUCAAAUCGGAACGCCUUGUGCACUCUGAUAUACAUAAAUGAAGGACCCCGAGCGAGUCGAGGCGAUGUGACGACAACAAGUUUUCUACUGCAGCGGCUAUGGGAAGGAGAGCCGUUGUAAAGCGCCGCGCCGCCACCGCCACCAGACGCAGAACAGAUUCGUCGGACACCGGGAAGUAAUUUUUAGUAGUACGCCUGCAGCCGCUCGACUCUACGCUCGAGUUCAUUUUUUAAUUAUUUUUCGUAUAACUGGGGGAAGAGAUGCGAUUCACUGUGUUAUUACUGCUACUUUCUGUAGCUACUGUUGGUGUUAAUGCUCGUAGACCUAGAGCGGAUAGUGACACGGGUGGUUUCUCUAACAGAAGGGAUCAACAGAAUUUUUCGAGACAAUUGAUCGAAGUUCAAGAGGCUAUCCAGAGUCAAGAAAACGUUGAAACUUUCGUUGAUCUCGUGAGAUCAACGGGCUAUUAUGCUGAGGAGCACGAUGUAACGACAGAUGACGGCUACAUAUUGACAGUCCAUCGAAUACCGGGCAGUCCGAAGUCACCGGCCAGUCUAAAUAAACCCACGGUACUCUUUAUCCAUGGCUUGCUCGCUGCGUCCGAUGUAUGGGUACUUAGGGGGCCUGAAAAAGAUCUUGCUUACAUGAUGGUAGAUGUUGGAUACGACGUUUGGCUGCUCAACACUCGGGGAAAUUUUUACGCCCGGCGACAUAAAAGGAUGCAGCCAAAAGAAGAAAAGUUUUGGAGGUUUAGCUGGCACGAGUCGGGAGUGUAUGACACAGCAACCGCAAUCGAUCAUAUUUUAAAGAUGACGGGCCAGGAGCGAGUGUCAAUUAUUGGUCACUCGAUGGGAACCACAUGCACUCUCGUAUUGCUCUCGUUACGUCCGGAAUACAAUGCCAAGGUCAACGCUAUUAUCUCUUAUGCGCCUAUUGCUAUUUUCACUCACCUACUGCCAGGGCCAGCUAGUACCAUUGCUGUCAGAUAUGGCAAACAAUUGCAGAAAACAUUUAGAUCACUUGGAGUCUACGAAGUAUUUCCUCGCAAUCCAAAUUUGGUAGGAAUAUAUACGGCGUUCUGUCAAACACCACGUAUUGAGUUAUUAUGCCAAAAAUUAAUCAUGAACAUUGCUGGAUUACUAAAAUAUAGUCAGUUUGAUGCAAUUGAUGUUGACAUGAUGCCUAAAGUAUUAAAUCAUUAUCCUCAAGGAUCUUCACUUGAAACUCUUUUACAUUAUAGGCAAAUUAUGAUUAGUGGAAAAUUCCGACAGUAUGAUUUCGGAUCAGAUGAAAAUUACCUCCGGUACAAAAAUGUAACACCUCCCGAAUAUCCUUUGGAAAGGAUAACGGUUCCCGUCGUUCUUUAUUAUGGCAUGAACGAUGCUUAUACGACAAAAGAGGACGUGCUAGCGUUACUGGCAAGGCUGCCGAAUGCCGAGGGCCGCGAAGUGACGCACUCGCGUUUCAGUCAUCUGGAUUUCCUUUUCUCGAAUUACAGCCGUGAGGUGCUUUACGAGGAUACUAUGCGAAUUCUCGAAAAAUAUCGCGAAGAUCGCCAACCAACGCUUCAGCAAGCUAUUGAAUUCGCCAAACAUGCGCCAACAACCGUCACUGUUUGAUAAAACUUUGGUAGCGUUACGGACAGUACGGAAAAUCUCGUGUGCGGUGGUUCAUGAUUAGUAAACUUUGUAUUUCUCUUUGUAUGUAGAGCGCCAUUGAGAAUAGGACAAUUAGUUUUAAGAUGCGAUGGAAAGUAGAUAGAUCUGAAAAUUAUAACAAUUAGUAUUUAAAUUUUUAUAGUUAAGGAAGCACAGAAAAACAGCUGUAACAAAGAUUUUACAAUUUUACGUUGCUUAUUAUUUUCUUUUCACGCUAAUGGCAAUUAUUAAGCCGUUAAGUUUGAGGCAUAUUAGUAAAUGUUGGAUUUUAGUAUGUGUUAAACAAUUUUAAUCCGUUUCAAAUUUCUUUUGUACAUAAUGGUUGGAAUCGACAUCUUUUUUUCUGAUUCUCAUAGUAUUUAGAAUCUGUCUCGAGCUGGGGCAUCAUUAGUAUCUAAUUCGUUCCGCAAUAGAGAUAAUCGUGAGGACGGGAAUAAAAUAAACUAAGCGGAUAUCGGGUAAAAGUAGAUUUAUUAUUGCUCUAAAAAACGGUGAGAGAGAUCGGGCUUUACUUAUCGUAAUCAUAGCCACUGGCUAAUACUCGUGCCGGGUAAAGUUAUAUAUCAAAGCGUCGCGUGGUUUGCUUUUGCUCGAGCAGUGACACAAAAAAAUCGUCAGUCUACGUGCAAAUAAGGCUAGUCGUGCGGAUUGGUAGUCCGAUCGCAAUUGGAAUCCGAAGUAGCUCUUGGUCAGUCCUGGUGGAUCCUCGCCCGUGGCGUCAAUUUGGAGGCAGGCAAAUACAUUUCACGGUCUAGCCAAAAGUUUACCCGAAGUUUCGGCAUACGGCUUGCGCUUCCGUCGCCAAAAGUGUCGAUCGGGAGCGCUGCGUCUCGCUACUGCGAUUGUUUGUCUCGGUGAAAGAGGUGUUGCUCUACCCUCGUGUAUAAGAGUGUUGGUGCCGUAAUGCGCUGAUACUAGUCGAAGGUUUGGGGGAAAUAUAACCCGUGAUAAAUCUAAUCAUCCGUAAAAUUUAUAUCUUUAUGAUACCAGCAUUUGAUGAGAAAACUAAACUUAAUAGUAUUUUAUAAAGAUAAUCAUUUUCUUAAAACGAAUUUUAAGUAACAGAUCAAAUACAUGCUGCCCGAUUGAAUCGUAAACGAUUAAAUUUUUAUUAUAUUCUCCGAAUCUACGUAGAUUGUAUAGAUAGAGAUUCGUUAUAUUACAAAUGCUUCAAGUAAAAAAUGGAACUCUUCCAGUCGCAGUUCUACUUCUAAGAAAGAUGACGUUACAAACAUUACUGGUUACCAAGUUGAUUAAACUUGAAGUUGAUGUAAGUUCUGAAAAAUAUCUGCGAUCAUCUUGGAUGAUGGCGAUAACGUUUACAAAAUGAUAUAAUCAAGUUCGCAUUAACGAUCUCUAGUUCAUAGAAUUAUCAGUAAAAACGUGUCUUUGUAUUUUGAAAUAUUUGCAGCUCGUAGAAUUUUCUACAAACUUGUUAUAGAAUGAUUUGCACGGUUCUAGCGGUCGAAAUUCUAAAAUGGAGUCAUACGUAUUUCGACAAUGGUAGCGAGCGAUUUUCCUGCACAGAACAAAUAGUGCGACGUUGCACGAGCUUUGAAACUUCAAAAAGAAUAUGUGUGCCAAGUAACUACAGUUUUAUAAGAAAAGCAAGCUACUCAAAACAAUCAGCAAUCAAAGGGCUAGAUGUACGUGCCUGCAUAGCGGCACGAAUCUAGUCGUUCUUUUUCAUUUUGUUUUUACAAGUGCGCGUGAAUUUUUAUGGUGACAGAACUGGAAUAAGCUUUUGUCUUUACGUACCCAUUAGAAUACCUAUUAGAAAUCAAGAUGAAACCACAACGAUUCACGCCAAUUUUUCAAGAUUCCAAUCGACAAUCGUUUCAAUGAAAUCGUUCAACUUUCAAAACUUAUCUAGGCAUUUCAAGUUAUAGUAAUCUGUGAACACAAUCGAUCUUAAGGCAACUUUGUUUUCAUUUCAGGACAGCAUACUUUCAAAGCGUAAAACUUUAGCUAUGGAAUCAAACCAAAUAUGCGCAUAUAGAGUAAAGUACGAUUAAAAAAAUGGAAUACCAGGAUUACCUACACUAGUCACGCGUCUGCACUAAACUUUUAUACAAUAUAUCUGUGUUUUCUUUUUCAUCGGGCUCCGACGGCACACAACUGCCAUACAAAAUACACUGAAUACCGUAACAUUAUGCGAGAAGAGCAAUUUCUUGUGUGCGCCGCCACAGCUGCGUUGCCUAGUGUUCGUGCUUUCUAUGUAGAUAUCUUUGAUAUUAUUAUAAGUGUGUAGAAGUAUUAGCUUUAUAGGCUUGCGUAAUAUUAUUUGAUCAAUUUGAUUGCUGCUGUAAAUAUGUUAUUACUCGAAUGUCUUUAUCGACGACCGGAAUUGAAAAAUUCUUCAUAAGAAUUUAUUAAUUUGUUAUUUUUUAAUGGGAUAAAUAUGAACGUUCCUAUUUUUCAGUGGUUGAAAAUUUGGCAGCCGAACCUUGCGUACUUUACGGGUAUGUCAUUAAAGAAAUAUCAUAAAUGUUCCUGCGACAAGUAAAUUCAACCAACUUUUGUAACUAAAAAUAAAUCGAGAUAAUAUUUUUGUAAAUGAAUAACAUGCGUAAAAUCUACAAUGACAUCUGCAUGUACAUUUCAGGAGUUACAGAAAUAAUAAUUACUGUACCCGAGUUGUCAUCUUUUUCAUUAUAUCCUAUUAUAUACCUUUAAUAAGCUAGAUUCAAUAGCAAUUACCAGAAGAAUUCUAUUAGGAAACUUAGUAGCAUGAAAAUGUUAACUCCAAAU